AUGUCGAAGGUUCUCAUGUUAGUUGCACUGCUGGGAGCAGCAACUGCUCAAUAUUACUCUCACGGACAAGCCACUUCAUCCCAGUCCAUCAUUCGUCAUGAUAACCAACACGGAUACAACCACGUUCAACCUAUCACCGUCCAUUCAGCUCCAAUCUCAUACCAUCAACCUGCUAUAGCUGUUCACGCUGCCCCAGUCGCUAGUCAUGUCAGUGUUCAACACGCUUCUCCAAUCAUUCAACACGUUGCUCCAGUCAUUCAACACGUGGCUCCCAUAAGACACGUAGCUCCCAUUGCUCAUGUAGCUCCCGUGGCUUACCAUGCAGCACCUAUUCAUGCUCAAGGACACCAAGAAUAUUAUUCCCACCCCCAGUACGAGUUUGAGUACAGCGUAGCAGACACUCAUACUGGUGACAUCAAAUCUCAACACGAAGCUCGCGACGGUGACCACGUGACCGGCUCCUACAGUCUUCACCAACCUGAUGGUUCUGUACGUACUGUACACUACAGCGCGGAUGCACACAGCGGAUUCAACGCUCAAGUAGAAAAUUCUGGUCCUUCAACACAUGUCCAGCCUCAGCCUCAGCCUCACUAUGCUCCUGUUCAUUUAAACACUACUUCGAAAGACAGAAACAUGUUGUCAAAGGUUCUCAUGUUAGUCGCCCUACUGGGAGCAGCAAGUGCUCAACAUUAUUCUCACGGACAAGCCACUUCAUCCCAGUCCAUCAUUCGUCAUGAUAACCAACACGGAUACAACCACAUUCAACCUAUCGCGGUCCACUCAGCUCCAAUCUCAUACCAUCAACCUGCUAUAGCUGUUCACGCCGCCCCAGUCGCCAGUCAUGUCAGUGUUCAACACGCUACUCCAGUCAUUCAACACGUUGCUCCAGUCAUUCAACACGUGGCUCCCAUAAGACACGUAGCUCCCAUUGCUCAUGUAGCUCCCGUGGCUUACCAUGCAGCACCAGUUCACGCUCAAGAACACCAAGAAUAUUAUUCCCACCCCCAGUACGAGUUUGAGUACAGCGUAGCAGACACUCAUACUGGUGACAUCAAAUCUCAACACGAAGCUCGCGACGGUGACCACGUGACCGGCUCCUACAGUCUUCACCAACCUGAUGGUUCAGUACGUACCGUACACUACAGCGCGGAUGCUCACAGCGGAUUCAAUGCUCAAGUAGAAAAUUCUGCUCCUUCAACACAUGUCCAGCCUCAACCUCACCUGGCGCCUGUUCAUGUUCUGUCUCAUCAUUAAUAUUCCCUAAAAA
This is a messenger RNA of Danaus plexippus (monarch butterfly), 1267 nucleotides long. RefSeq names its product cuticle protein-like. Gene Ontology annotation, cellular component: extracellular matrix. Lineage: Eukaryota; Metazoa; Arthropoda; Insecta; Lepidoptera; Nymphalidae. The transcript is spliced from 8 exons. The record is from RefSeq and is a predicted model, not a curated record. The coding region runs from base 1 to 1254 and encodes 417 amino acids.